AUGGUGCGAGUACUUUCGAGAAAAAAGUACAUGAGACCUAAGAAUGUUUUCCUACCCGAAUUCGUUAUUGCUCUCAUUCACACUCCCUUUCUUCCCCCACGAUAUGCCUCCUUCUACGUCCCUCUCGAAUUCAACAAGCUCGAUAUGCGCGACUACAUGAAGAAAUUAUAUAACGUCGAUAUUCUACGUAUCCGAAGCUAUGUUGAGCAACAAAAGGUCACACGACAACUCAGAGAUCGCAUGGGCCAGGGACCACUCCGACGACCGAAAUCAAAGAAGAAGAUGACAAUUGAAAUGUUUGAGCCAUUUGUCUGGCCGCAACUUCCCCAGGAUCAGUCUGCCUGGGAGAAAGAACAAUUCUACAACCAACAGAGAUACAGCACCGAUAUCCAGGAAUCCAAACAACCAGCCGCUUCCGCGAAGCCAGUCAAAAACGAAAGGGAGAGCUUUGAGCAGCAAGCCAAGGACCUUCUAGAGGGCAAGACAACUUGGAAACCAACAUGGCAGGCCCUUGGACUGCGAUACGAUCGACCCUCCUUGGCGAAAUUCUCGGUGACGCAGCCGAAAGAGGCCGAGAAACAGACAGAAUCGAUAGAAUCGAGUGACUCGACGGAUAGUGGAAAGCCAUCAUCUUCGACGGACCCAUAA
Messenger RNA from Talaromyces atroroseus, 648 nucleotides. RefSeq lists its product as hypothetical. Bases 1 to 648 code for a protein of 215 amino acids. The record is from RefSeq and is a predicted model, not a curated record. Gene Ontology annotation, biological process: mitochondrial translation. Gene Ontology annotation, cellular component: mitochondrial large ribosomal subunit; ribosome. Lineage: Eukaryota; Fungi; Ascomycota; Eurotiomycetes; Eurotiales; Trichocomaceae. Gene Ontology annotation, molecular function: structural constituent of ribosome. The transcript has 3 exons.